AGUCGACCGUAAUACUUGUAAUAAACUCACUUUUUUAGGGAAGCUCUCAAAGUUUUCGUGUAAUUAGGCGCAGUAAGGCUUGAGGUGCCACAUCACAAAAUAUGGAAUUUAUGCGGAGGAAAAUGAAGACUAUUGUUUUUCUGAAUGCACUUGUAACGGUUAUCUGGUGUGCCUCUCCGCGCUGCAACCCUGAAGACGAAUUUCUCGGUCGUUUUUGCAAAGAACCAGAACCUGAAAAACCCAAGUGCGUGGACAUCAUGAUGAACUACUGCGACGACAUGUCCUACACCCACACCAUGUUCCCCAACAUCCUGGGCCACAGGACCCGUGAGGAGGCCGAGCUGGGCCCCGAGUACCUCCUCCUCAGUGUGGUCCACAACCUGCUCAAUGGAGAGUGCACCCCGGACAUCCGCAUGCUGGGCUGCUCAGUGCUGGUGCCACGCUGUGAGAAGGAGAAAGUGCUCAAGCCGUGCAGGAGUACCUGCGAGGCGGUGCGUAAGAGCUGUCGCCACGCCUUCGAGGGCAUCGAGAUGGCCUGGCCCUACUUCUUGGACUGUGACCGCUUCUUUGUCAGCGACCAGGAGGGUUGUUACGACCCACUGGAGGGCCUACGAGUGACACAGGAAGAAGACCAGGCCAGUAUAGAUAAUACCCCUGAGGAGCCUCAUACUGUCAUCCAGUUUAGCUAUCAGUCUAACACCCAGAUGAACAGCAUCCUGAAGAAGACUGCAGCGCAAUGCCCCGAAAUCGCCACAACUUACAGCAUCGGCCGCAGUGUGGAGGGCAAAGACCUGCUAGUGAUUGAGUUCUCAAACAACCCUGGAGUACAUGAAUUACUUGAACCGGAGAUGAAGUACAUAGGCAACAUGCACGGGAACGAGGUGCUGGGUCGCCAGCUGUUGAUCUAUCUGACCCAGUACCUGUGUUCAGAGUACCUGCUGGGGAACCAGCGCAUCCAGAGCCUGAUCAACACCACGCGUAUCCACAUCCUGCCCUCCAUGAACCCUGACGGCUAUGAGUUGGCUGCUGCUGAGGUCCAGGGCACCAACGACCCCGAGAAUGAGGAGGCUCAGAACUACCACAGCUGGACGCUGGGUCGAGGUAAUGCCCAAAACAUUGACCUGAACAGGAACUUCCCUGACCUGACCGCUGUCGCCUACGGCCGCCGCAGACACCGGCAUUUCCGUAGCGACCACAUCCCAAUCCCAGACGCUUACUGGUUUGAUAAGGUAGCUCCAGAGACAUACGCAGUCAUGAAGUGGAUCAGGUCCAUUCCCUUUGUGCUCUCAGCUAACUUCCACGGAGGAGAGCUGGUGGUGUCCUAUCCCUACGACCUCUCCAAACACCCACUAGAGGAGAAGAUGUUCUCCCCCACGCCAGACGAACAGGUAUUCAAGCAGAUAGCGAGAACAUAUGCAGAUGCCCAUGCCACCAUGUCAGGAAAUAACUCUGAAAGGUGUGGGAGCUUUGGCAGCAUCGGCCAGGACGGAAUCAUUAAUGGAGCAAAGUGGUACAGUUUCGCAGGUGGUAUGCAGGACUUCAACUACCUCCACACUAACUGUUUGGAAGUGACGGUGGAGUUGGGCUGUGAUAAAUUCCCAGCUGAGGAGGAGUUAUACACAGGCUGGCAGGACAACAAAGAGGCUCUGCUCACAUUUAUGGAGUCGGUGAGAGACCUCAAACCCAGCAAUUCAUUCCAAAACAUCCCCCAAUCAACCCUUCUGUUUUCAAUCACUCCUUUUAACAGAUCUGAGAGGACUUCUCCACUAACACUGCUUCUCAAUGUUUCCCAGGUCCACCGUGGAAUAAAGGGAAUAGUAAAGGAUGCGGAUGGGAAUGGAAUCAAAGGUGCGAGGAUAUCUGUCCGAGGAAUAAGGCAUGACAUCACAACAGCUGAAAACGGAGACUACUGGCGCAUGCUAACUGCUGGCAUCCACAUCCUGACUGCCUCUGCACCAGGCUACACCAGGGCCAUGAAGAAGAUCCACCUCCCGGCACGCAUGCAGAAAGCAGGCCGGGUGGACUUUGUUCUGCAGAAGGCAGUGGUGGAGCCUGACAUAGAGGAGGACUAUAACAUCCCUUCCAUGGGAACCUAUGAGCGCUUUGACCCCUACAACCAGUUUGAGCGCUAUUCCAUUAGGGAGCAGAACCAGAACAGAGAGGAGAGGCAGGAGAAACCAUGGUGGUGGAGCUACUUUAGCCGCGCCCACGGAUCUGCUCCCACCUGGCUUCUCAGAAUUGAUUAGAGCUUCUCCACUGCAAUAAAAUAGAAUAUUCUAUGGCUAAUUCUAUGGUUCUCGUUCCUCCUAUAGCCCUCUUUCUCAACUCUGGUCCCUGAGUACCAUCAAGGUUUGCAGAUGUCUGUUACAACUCAAUACUAGCAAACAUAAUUCAAUUAAUCAACGGCUUGAUAGUUAGUUGAAUCAUGUGUGCCUGUAUAGGGCUUGAAUAAAAAAUUUGCAACCCUGGGGUUUCUCGGGGACCAGAUUUGAGAACACUGCAUUACAGGAUCAAAGACAGGCUACUAUUUGAGUUGAAUAUGAUUGACAUAAUCUUAUCAUAAAAGUAACACAUUUUAACGUUACCAUUAUUAUCCGUUGCUUCAAACUUGUCAUAACUGAAUUUAAAGAGGAAAUAGCUAGUUGGCUGGCCAUCAAGUUGUUCAUGAUAGCAAUAUGUAAAUUUAAAAAGGCAUAGUUAAUUUAAAGUGUUUUCUCCUAAAGGUAGCCCCCCAUUCUCAAGCUUUUGCCCUGUUAUGCUGCUUCACUUUAUGCCCAUAAUGCAACACCGGAAGGUUGAACGACUCAAACCAUUUGUCUCUCCACCCUUACAUAUUUGUACAUGUUUAUAAUAAAACAUGAUUAAAUAACAAUAACUAUUGCUACUACUGGCUUUUUGUAUGUUAAAUAAAAGAGAGAAACAUU
This is a messenger RNA of Oncorhynchus nerka (sockeye salmon), 2924 nucleotides long. Its product is annotated as carboxypeptidase Z-like. Bases 102 to 2246 code for a protein of 714 amino acids. The transcript has 11 exons. The record is from RefSeq and is a predicted model, not a curated record. Gene Ontology annotation, molecular function: zinc ion binding; protein binding; metallocarboxypeptidase activity. NCBI's taxonomy places the organism in Eukaryota, Metazoa, Chordata, Actinopteri, Salmoniformes, Salmonidae. Gene Ontology annotation, biological process: protein processing; peptide metabolic process.